Messenger RNA from Cryptococcus amylolentus CBS 6039, 1960 nucleotides. RefSeq lists its product as hypothetical. The coding region runs from base 161 to 1666 and encodes 501 amino acids. Gene Ontology annotation, biological process: transmembrane transport. The record is from RefSeq and is a predicted model, not a curated record. The transcript has 9 exons. Lineage: Eukaryota; Fungi; Basidiomycota; Tremellomycetes; Tremellales; Cryptococcaceae. Gene Ontology annotation, cellular component: membrane. Gene Ontology annotation, molecular function: transmembrane transporter activity.
GAAUAAUUCAAGAUUACUGCCCCCACCAGCUCCGAGGUGCUUUGUGUGGUCCCCUCAGCUCCGUGAAGCCCUCUGCGGUGGCUGAGAUGGAACACUUAUAUACUGACAUCCUGGCUAGUCGGUCUUCGAAAAACACUGGCAUUCUGCGGUUUCUUUCAAGAUGAGCGACACAACCCAGAAAGUAGACGAUGAGCAGUACCUUGCCCUGGAGAAGAAGGUCGUCAGAAAGAUUGACGCUAUACUUCUUCCCAUCAUGCUCAUAACCUAUGGGCUACAAUACUACGACAAGAGUGUACUGGGUACUGCUGCUAUCUAUGGUAUCAUCAAAGACCUGGGGCUGUCAGAGACUAUCAACGGCGUGACCUAUACCACCAAAUAUAGUACAGCCACUGCCGCUUUCUACUAUGGCUACAUUGUCGCCGUCCUGCCCAUGGGUCUCAUCUUUGCCCGAGCGCCACUUGUCAAGACUGCUGCUCUUUGCGUCUUGAUCUGGGGUCUGGUGGCGAUCCUCACAGUGGUCUGCACCAACUAUCGUGGCUUUGUCGCUCAGCGAGUUAUCCUUGGGUUCGUCGAGUCGGCAGUAUCGCCCGCAUUCGUUGCCAUCUGUGCUCUUUGGUGGAAGCCCCAAGAACAGGCCAAGCGUAUCGGGUUCUUCUACUCUGCCACCGGUGUCUUCAGCAUGUUCUCUUCCCUCGUCAACAUCGGCCUCGGCAAGACAGGCGGCACCCACCCUUGGAAAUCCAUGUACUACUUCUGCGGCUCCCUCACCAUCUCCUGGGCCUUCAUCAUCUACUUUGUCGCUCCCGAGCAUCCUCUGAAGCCGGGUCGCUGGUUCAACGAACAAGAACGAGCCGUUCUUGCCCGGCGAUACUCUGAAAACACCUUCGGCGCGAGUCAGCAGAGCUUGAAGGGCCAUCAGGUAGUGGAAGCUGUGACGGACGUCAAGACCUGGAUCUAUCUGCUCAUGGGUGCGGCAAUCUACAUCUGCAAUGGCUCGGUUACGGCGUUCGGGGCAAAGAUCAUCAGUUCAUGGGGUUACACCUCGCUGCAGACUAAUGCUUUGAUGGUCCCCGGUGGCUUUUUUACGAUUGCAACGAUCGCCAUCUUCAGCUACUAUGCCGACAAGUACAAGAAUAUCAGGACUUUGCUUUUACCACUCAGUUGUGUACCCGUUGUCAUCGGCGCCAUCGUUGUCUGGACGGCGCCUAUGGAUGUCAUCGCUGGACCUCUCAUUGGCUAUUACCUCGUCGCCACUUUCGGCGCCCCUUACGUCCUCCUUCUCACUCUCGCCAGCUCCAACACCGCUGGCGCCACCAAAAAGGGCGUGACAUCUGGCUUCAUCUUCAUCGGCUACAAUGUCGGCAACAUCGUUUCUGCCUAUCUUGUCUUUGCGCAAGAAAAGGCUAUCCGAUAUAGAUCAACUUGGAUCUCGGUCAUCGUCGCUAUGGCCUUUGCCUCCCUGGCUUCGAUUGGACUGCGAUACUUGUACAUCUAUGAGAACAAGAAGAGAGAUGCGACCACCCCCGUGAGAACGGCACCGGGGAGGGAAGAGGUGGAUGAGGAGAAGGUGCUUGGAUCAGGGGAGAGCGCGCCGAGCUUGUUGUCCAGUACGACGGUGGUCGACAAAUCGGACAAGGAACGGCCAGAGUUCCGGUAUACUUUGUAGUGUUCUUUCAGCGUUGUUGUUCUGAAUCUUUGGGUUUCUGGGUCAUAGACGUCUUUGUACUCUCUGCAUCUUGCUAUACUGCUAUGCAAUUGGUAUCGAUAGCUGGUACAUCCAUCAAUUAAUGAGCUAUUGGAGGAUAUGUGAAGGAAGAUACUAUGGCCUCCCAAUCAGGCGUCGACAUACUGACCCGACCUGCCUCUCCCAGACCUUCCAUCAACGGUCCGACAAAACCUUCUGCACCCCCAAAAUCCCCAAACAUUGCCCCUUGUCCCACCACCCCGACUGCCGCAUUAC